Molecule: messenger RNA, 2351 nt
Organism: Diabrotica balteata
Lineage: Eukaryota; Metazoa; Arthropoda; Insecta; Coleoptera; Chrysomelidae
Source: the annotation of a GenBank genome assembly
AUGUAUCAUAAAUUCUUCAAAAUAAUUCUAGAUGGAUACCCUAGUGCAACUUACGGACCUCCAGGCUACCAACCAGGAGUACCCAUAGGUCCAGGAAAUGGUAACGGUAACGGAAAUGGUAAUGGGAAUGGUGGUAACGGUAACGGACAUAGCAACGGCAAUGGUAAUGGUAACGGUAAUGGAAAUGGUAACGGCAACGGUUACACGGUACCUGGAAUAGUAUACGGACCACCUACAAAUGGAAAUGGCAACGGAAAUGGUGAACCUGAAUUAGAAUAUCUACCACCCAGCAACGGCAAUGGAAACGGUAAUGGUCAUUCCAACGGAAACGGAAACGGCAAUGGUCAUGCCAAUGGUAAUGGAAAUGGCAAUGGUAACGGAAAUGGAAACGGAAAUGGCAACGGAAACGGUUAUCCUGGUUUAGCAUAUCUUCCUCCCAGUAAUGGAAAUGGAAAUGGCAAUGGUUAUAAAAACGGUAACGGUAAUGGUAAUGGUAACGGCCACAGCAAUGGUAACGGUAAUGGAAAUGGCAACGGCCACAGCAAUGGUAACGGAAAUGGAAAUGGCAAUGGCCACGGCAAUGGUAACGGCAAUGGUAAUGGUGUACCAAACGGUCUUUACGGACCACCAAGCAAUGGAAACGGAAAUGGAAAACCAGGACCAGUAUACGGCCCUCCUAGAAACGGCAAUGGUAACGGUAAUGGUCACGGCAAUGGUAACGGUAAUGGUCACGGCAAUGGUAACGGCAAUGGUAACGGUAAUGGUAACGGUAAUGGCAACGGAAACGGAAGGCCAGGUUCUACAUAUCUUCCUCCUUCAAACGGAAACGGAAACGGUAACGGCUAUAAAAACGGAAAUGGUAAUGGAAAUGGUAAUGGAAGACCUAGUGGAACAUAUGGACCACCAUCUAAUACAUACGGCCCACCUGUAAACGGAAAUGGCAACGGUAAUGGUAAUGGCAACGGUAAUGGAAACGGAAAUGGUAAUGGACACAGUAACGGCAACGGUAAUGGCAAUGGCAACGGUAAUGGAAACGGUAAUGGAAAUGGUAAACCAAAUGGAUUAUAUGGACCACCCUCUGCUACAUACGGACCACCUUCUAAUACAUAUGGACCACCUGCAAAUGGAAAUGGUAACGGCAACGGAUACAAAAAUGGAAACGGAAAUGGAAGAAGUAACGGAAACGGAAACGGUAAACCAAAUGGACUAUAUGGUCCACCAUCAAAUGGAAAUGGCAAUGGCGGUAGAAACGGUAAUGGAAAUGGAAAUGGUAACGGUAAACCUAAUGGAUUAUAUGGACCACCUACUAAUGGUAACGGUAACGGAAAUGGCAACGGUAAACCCAAUGGAUUAUAUGGACCACCUGCUAAUGGUAACGGUAACGGAAAUGGCAACGGUAAACCCAAUGGCUUAUAUGGACCACCUACCAAUGGAAACGGCACGGUAAUGGAACGCAACGGUAAUGGAAACGGCAACGGUAUAGGAAAUGGACUAUAUUUACCACCUAACGGUAACGGUAACGGAAACGGAUAUAGAAACGGAAACGGUAAUGGUAACGGCCAUAGUAACGGAAAUGGUAAUGGUAAUGGCCAUAGCAACGGAAACGGUAACGGUAACGGUUAUGCUAACGGAAAUGGCAAUGGCAAUGGUAAUGGCUAUCCAAGUGGAGGUCCUAAUGGAAAUGGCAAUGGUGAAUCUGACGAGCCAGCAAAAUACGAAUUUGAGUAUGAAGUAAACGAUCCCGAAAGUGGUAAUGAAUUUGGUCACAAGGAACAGCGUGAUGGAGAUGUGGCAACAGGCGAAUAUUUUGUAGUGCUUCCCGAUGGCAAAAAACAAAUCGUUACGUAUGAGGCAGACCUAGAUGGAUAUAAACCAACAAUUAACUACGAAGAGGGCAAUGGAAAUGGUAAUGGUAACGGGUAUCCAAGUGGAGGACCAAAUGGUAAUGGAAAUGGAGGAUAUGUAAACGGAGGUUACCCAAGCAAUGGUAAUGGUAACGGAAACGGCAACGGACAUGGUAAUGGAAACGGUAAUGGAAAUGGUAACGGAAAUGGUAACGGAAAUGGAAACGGACAUAGUAAUGGAAAUGGUAACGGCAACGGUAAUGGUAAUGGAAAUGGUUACCCGAGUAACGGUAAUGGAGGGAGUAACGGUAACGGAUACAGCUACUGAUUGUAUUGAAUUCAAAUUAUUUUCAAACAAGUUGUUGAAUUUAAUUUAUUUAUCUGGUCUAUGUUAGCAUAAAACGAUUGAAUGUUCUGUGUCAUACACAGUAGGCAAUGUAUUAUUUUAAAUAAGUUUUAAGUGUACAAAAGACAAAAGGUGCCUGUUAAAUUAUAAGCGUACCUACA